AGAAAGGAGAGAGGUACCGUGCGUUGCAUCACCAGUAGAGAGGGGGGCGAGAUGGAGAGAGAGAAGUGAAAGGAGAGCAUUAGUAAUACUGCCAGGCGUGCAGAAAGAUACUACAGCACCGUGAGCUGCGAUACGGGCGCCAUAAAGAUAAAUAGCCUGAGAAAUAAAGACAGAAACUAUAUAUGAAGUCACGGUUAGAGGGCCGUUUGAGAGGGUCUAAAAUAUGGCGGUAUGUGGCAGCUUGAGUUUGCUUCGCUCUCUCAUUCCCCGCUCCAGGCCGCUGCUAGCCACACACAGGCACUUGCACGGUUUAAAGCAAGGUGUGCAGGGUAGGGCAGUCUCAACGCCCUCCUAUUGCCGCGUGGUAGCUCUCAAAAGGGUGAGGAACCUGGGUGUGUGUGGCAGUGAUCUGAGGGCCGAGUCAGGGCUGGGGCAGUCUUCCAUAUCAACCAUGGCUCCAAUUAGCACUGCGGGCCUCCAACCGGCUCAGAUCGUGGAGAAAUGCAUCGCUGAGAAUAAAGUGAUGAUAUUUAGCAAGUCCUUCUGUCCGUUCUGCCAUAAGGUCAAAGAUCUCUUCAAAAGCCUCAAUGUGCCAUAUGAAGUGCUGGAACUUGAUCUUGUCGAAAACGGGAGUGAGAUCCAGGGGGCACUGCUGGAGAAGUCUGGCCAGCGCACGGUGCCUAAUGUGUACAUCAGCGGGGAACAUGUUGGCGGCGCUGAUGACACGUUUGCUACCCACGCCCGCGGUGACCUCAUGAAGCUGGUGAACAAGGCCGCCCACUCUUACGAUUAUGACCUGGUGACAUUGGGGGGAGGCUCUGGCGGGCUGGCAGCGUCCAAGGAAGCGGCUAAUUUAGGUGCAAAAGUAGCAGUAUGUGAUUUUGUUCAGCCCACCCCGCGCGGCACCACCUGGGGUCUGGGCGGCACCUGUGUCAACGUGGGCUGCAUUCCUAAGAAGCUUAUGCACCAGGCGGCCAUAUUGCAGGAGGGGCUCAAGGAUUCACGAGAGUAUGGAUGGGAGACUCCAGAGGGGAUCACCCACGACUGGAACAAGAUGGUGGAGGCGAUUCAGAACCACAUAGGGUCCCUCAACUGGGGGUACCGCGUGGCUCUUAGAGAUAAAAAAGUAGAUUAUCUCAAUGCUUACGCGACCUUUGUUGACGACCACACGCUCAAGACAGUCGACAGGCGAGGUAAGGAGAAGACCAUUACUGCGGACAGGAUUCUGCUGGCCACGGGAGGUAGGCCUCGGUACCCUGACAUCCCUGGAGCCAAGGAGCAUUGUAUUACCUCCGAUGACAUCUUCUCUCUCUCGUACGCCCCAGGGAAGACGCUCCUAGUAGGGGCGUCGUACAUAUCGUUGGAGUGUGCGGGGUUCCUGGCUGGCCUGGGGUAUGAUGUGACUGUUAUGGUCAGGUCAAUUUUGCUGCGUGGGUUUGACCAGCAGAUGGCGGAGAGGAUUGGCGCUUAUAUGGAGAAACAUGGUGUUAAGUUUAUUCGAGGAGCUGUGCCUAGUGCCAUAGAACAGGUAGAGGAGGGGAGUCCAGGUCUUCUGAAGGUAACCGCACAAACCACAGAGGGAGAGGAGGUGGUUGGGGAGUACAACACUGUGGUGGUCGCCAUCGGGAGGGACCCCUGCACCGCCUCCAUCGGCCUUGACAAGCUGGACAUUAACCUGGCAAAGAGUGGCAAGGUUGUGGUGGACGAGAGAGAGCAGACGUCCGUGCCUCACAUCUAUGCUGUGGGGGACAUCAUUGAGGGUGGCCACGAGCUGACCCCUGUGGCCAUCCAGGCGGGGAGACUGCUGGCCAGGCGUCUUUACGGCAACGGCACACUGCUGACGGACUACGAUAAGGUGCCCACGACAGUCUUCACCCUGGAGUACGGCUGCUGCGGGCUGUCGGAGGAGGUGGCUGUAGAGAGACAUGGGGAGGAAAAUAUUGAGGUUUUUCACUCCAAUUACCAGCCUUUGGAGUUCACCGUCGCUCACCGGCCAGAGAACGACUGCUACGCCAAGCUGGUGUGCCUCAAGACAGAGAAUAAUCGAGUCCUGGGGUUCCAUGUACUGGGGCCAAACGCAGGGGAGAUCACACAAGGAUUCGCUAUUGGUUUAAAACUGAAUGCGACAAAGGCAGAUUUUGAUAACCUAAUUGGCAUUCACCCCACAACUGCUGAGAUAUUCACAACGCUGUCCGUGACCAAGAGCAGUGGCCAAGAUGUCGCUGCACAGGGAUGCUGAGGUUAAUUCUGCUGUGUUAUGCUGUGUGCACCCCCACCACACCACCACACACCACCUGUCUCUGUGUGUGUGCGUGUGUGUGUGUGCUUGGGGGUGUGUGAGGCAGCAAACAUAGCUUUUUUUAAUAUUAUCUGGGUUUUAAACUAAAGGUGCCAGUGGAGGAGGAGGAGAGGAGGAGGAAAGGUGGAAGGGAGGAAGAAUGAUGUAUGAAAAGGAGGAGGAGGAAGAAGAGGAAGACUGGUUUUAUUGUACCUCCUUUUCUUCCUCCUCUUCCUCUUCCUCAUCAUCCUUUGCUUCCUCUUCAUUCUCUGUUUUUUCUACCUCCUCAUCUUCUUCUUCUUCUUCUUCACUGGCUCUUGAUAUGAAGGUUAGCUCGUUAAACCCUAACGAGGGCAGGGUUGACUGGACAGGUGUGCAAAACCCAGGUAAAUCUCUCUCUCUCUCUCUCUCUCUCUCUCUCUCUCUCUCUCUCUCUCUCUCUCUCUCUCUCUCUCUCUCUCUCUCUCUCUCUCUCUCUCUCUCGUUUUUUUUUCCAUAUUUUCUAUUGUUUUUAUUUUGUUUAUUCCUUUUUCAAUUUUUUGUAUCAUUAUUUAUUGUCUUAUUAUUUUUUUUUUUAUUAUUGUUAUUACUGCUAUUAUUUUUAGUAUUCUUAUUGCAAUUAUCGUACUUAGUGUUGUUGUAAUGUAAGCCUUAGUGCAUUUUGUAGUAUGUAAUUCUUGUAUGUAAUUUAGUGCAGUAUUCUCACUAGUUGUAAUUUACAUUUAAUUUUAUUUAUUUUUUCCUUUAGCAUCAAAUGUAUUUAGAGAGGAAACUUUUUUUUUGCUUUUAAUAAUUCAAAAGUGAAAAUUUUGUAUGAUGGAAGUGCUGUUAUUAUUAUUAUUAUUAUUAUUAUUAUUAUUAUUAUUAUUAUUAUUAUUAUCAUCAAGUUUCAGUUUCAAUAUAUAUAUAUAUAUAUAUAUAUAUAUAUAUAUAUAUAUAUAUAUAUAUAUAUAUAUAUAUAUAUAUAUAUAUAUAUAUAUAUAGAACAAUGUAAUGGUGGCGAUAAAUAUAAAUAGUGAUGAUUAUAAAAGUGUGAAAAUAAUAAUAAUGUACCUCACCAACACGGCUUGUAUCUAUGCAAAUACUUUAUCCUCACGUGUUUGCUGUUAUGCUGGAAAAAAAAAUGCAAAUAUAUAAAGGUUUUACAUUAGCAUUCACUCGAGGUUCUAGUUCAUUUUGGUAUGCGGUUUUUUUUUCCCCAUUAAACGUUCGUUGAUGGUUCGAACUUUAGUAUGAAAACAAACAUUUGGUGCAAAUAUACAAGGUUAUACAUGUUCCUCAUGGUUCCAGUGUAUUUUAGCAUACAGAAAAGAAAACAUUGCAGAAAAAUUUCAAUUUUUUUUUUUUUUUCAUUAAACAUUCAUUGAUAGUUCAUGGCUUUCCUGCCAACAAAUAUACAUAAAUUUUGCAAACCAUCAUGAUUUUAGUAUGUUUGUAUUAUUGUAUUGUUAUUGUUGGAAAUAAAAAUAAUUGUAUGAAAUGAAA
Molecule: messenger RNA, 3763 nt
Organism: Scylla paramamosain (green mud crab)
Lineage: Eukaryota; Metazoa; Arthropoda; Malacostraca; Decapoda; Portunidae
Product: thioredoxin reductase 1, cytoplasmic-like
Biological process (GO): cell redox homeostasis; glutathione metabolic process; cellular response to oxidative stress
Cellular component (GO): cytosol; mitochondrion
Molecular function (GO): flavin adenine dinucleotide binding; thioredoxin-disulfide reductase (NADPH) activity; glutathione-disulfide reductase (NADPH) activity
Source: RefSeq, a predicted model, not a curated record